CAUCAGUGCUGCUCUCCAAGCUAUUCUGACGGAUUGCGACAACGAGCUCGCUGGAGUUGGCAUCAGUGUGGAAGGCAGACACAUAAGAAGACUCGAAUUUGCGGAUGACGUAGUCCUGACAUGUUCCACACCGGGAGAAGUUCAAGAACGACUGGAAAUUUUGGACCGAAUAAGUUCUAAUUACGGACUCAAGAUCAAUCAGUCAAAGACUGUUCUUCUGAAGAACAAGUUUUGCCGGAGCCAAGACGUCCUUUUCAACGGAUCCCCCAUCAUUCCCGUGCCUGGUUGCCGCUAUCUGGGUCGCUGGAUCGACAUUUCUGGCUCAAUUGACGAAGAGAUCUCGAGGAGAAUAAGAGCAGGUUGGGGUGCUCUGGUUGGAAUCAAAGAAGUCUUGAGAAUCAUGCCAAACAAGGAAAGAAUCAUCCUCUUCAAGCAAAAUGUGCUACCAGCUCUCCUGUAUGCUAGUGAAACUUGGACUUGUAAUGCUGGAUCCACGUUGAGACUCAAAAGAACUGUCACCGGUCUCAUCGACGCUGCAGAAAUUCGAGGCUGGAACUUCAACUUGGAACGUUACCUCCUUGCAAAACAAUCAAGAUUUGCAGGACACAUUCUACGGAGAGAUCCAAACCGAUGGACAAAAAUCUGCACGGAAUGGGACCCGAGCCACAACAAAAAUUGGAAACGUGCCGUUGGAGGACAGAAGAAGAGAUGGGCUAAGGACAUCGACGAAGAAUACGCAAAAUUCCACCACAAUUCCGCCAUGUCGGGACAAGUCGUUGUUGGGAGAAGAAGACUAGGAAUGCUCACUCCGAAGGCUCCAUGGCUGUCCAUCGCACGAACCGACCGUGAAAAAUGGAAAGAGUUUGUCCGCAGUUGCCUCGCAACUUGAAC
This is a messenger RNA of Caenorhabditis elegans, 891 nucleotides long. The record is from the annotation of a RefSeq genome assembly. NCBI's taxonomy places the organism in Eukaryota, Metazoa, Nematoda, Chromadorea, Rhabditida, Rhabditidae.